Molecule: messenger RNA, 10054 nt
Organism: Acipenser ruthenus (sterlet)
Lineage: Eukaryota; Metazoa; Chordata; Actinopteri; Acipenseriformes; Acipenseridae
Product: A disintegrin and metalloproteinase with thrombospondin motifs 9-like
Exons: 40
Coding region: 421-6171 (1916 amino acids)
Biological process (GO): extracellular matrix organization; proteolysis
Cellular component (GO): extracellular matrix
Molecular function (GO): metalloendopeptidase activity; zinc ion binding
Source: RefSeq, a predicted model, not a curated record
UUGUAAUAAAAAGUAUGUCCUCUAAAAAUACAGCCAUUCGAUCCAGUAUUGGCAAACAGACAGAAGAGGCGUGAUAAAACGUUCCUACCUUCAGAGAGUUUAAACACGCCUACUCGCACGAGCGUGCAGAGUACUGAGAGGCUGCUGCAGCCAGAGCAAGGGACAGUAAACUAACCCACCAGAAUUGCCUUUGACUGUGGACCCCUCUUUACAUUAUGCUUGUUCACCAGAGAUUACGUGAGAGAUUCCUGAUAAAACGCAAAUCACUGAUAACAAAUCUGCCACUCAAACGUCGUGGGUAAACAAAUUGGAUGAAGCAGAUUCGCACAGUUUGAAGGUUGGAGACAACUACUUAACCUGUGACUGAGGUUGAAUACUCGAAUUAAUUUAAGGGCUGCUUUCUAAGUAAAACGGAUAAUCAUGCAGCUUGUGUUCUGGGCACUGGGAUUUGCAACAUUACUCCAAGACUUCUUGAAUGUAGCAACAGCGGCAACAGUGAACCCCCAUAUACAUGAACGACAAGCAAAACUGCUUGAGCAGCAGGGUGUUUUUGAGAUAGUGGUUCCCACAAGAGUGAAUGAAGUUGGUGAAGCAUUCCCCUCUAGCAUGCACUUCAAAAGGAAAAAGCGAAGCAUUGAUAAUUCCGGCAGUGGCGCUGACCUCUGGACCUCUUCACAAAUUCAAUACAGAAUUGUGGCUUUUGGGUUGGAUUUUCACCUGAACCUCACCGCAGAUUCUGGAUUUAUUGCGCCUCUUUACACUGUCACGCAACUUGGAGUACCCCUCAGCAAUAACCAAGCAGAUCUUCCCUCUGAAGAGGAGGACACCGAUUUUAAGCACUGUUUUUACACUGGGCACGUCAAUGCAAAACCAGAACACAUUGCCGUUAUUAGCCUAUGCUCAGGUUUGUUUGGCACUUUCAGGUCUCCAGAAGGGGAGUUUUUUGUAGAACCUCUCCAAAAUCACAAAGGCAAAGACUAUGAAGAAGAACACAACAAGCCUCAUGUUGUCUACAGAAAAGAUACACCCAACAAGAACUCAACCUGUGACGCUUCAGAACACAAACAUAGACACAGAAGAAAUAAAAGAACAUUGAAAAAAGGGCACCCAAGCAGUAUAUUUUCUGAUUUGGAAACUUUAAGAACUGGUAUUGCUGCAAAUCACCUUUCUACAACGUCCAAGCAACCAAAUGGGAAUGACACUAGUCAAUAUGGACCACACAGGAGAGCAAAGCGUUUUCUAUCAUACCCACGUUUUGUUGAAGUCAUGGUGGUUGCCGACAGCAAAAUGGUGGAGCAUCAUGGGAAUAACCUGCAACACUACAUCUUAACAUUAAUGUCUGUUGUGGCAUCUAUUUAUAAGGACCCCAGCAUUGGAAAUCUAAUUAAUAUUGUUAUUGUAAAGUUAGUUAUAAUAAAUACUGAACAGGAAGGUCCUGCGAUAUCAUUUAAUGCCCAGACCACAUUAAAGAACUUCUGCAUAUGGCAACAAACUCAGAAUCACCUUGAUGAGACUCAUCAUGCCCAUCAUGAUACAGCUGUAUUAAUUACAAGACAAGAUAUUUGCAGAGCCCGUGACAAAUGUGAUACAUUAGGUUUGGCUGAGUUGGGUACAGUCUGUGAUCCAUAUAGAAGUUGUUCCAUCAGUGAAGAUAAUGGACUAAGCACAGCUUUUACAGUAGCUCAUGAACUUGGUCAUGUGUUUAACAUGCCUCACGAUGAUAGCAACAAAUGCAAAGAAGAAGGGGUGAAAAACCAGCAACAUGUAAUGGCACCGAUGUUAAACUAUUACACCAAUCCAUGGAUGUGGUCAAAAUGCAGCAGAAAAUACAUUACUGAGUUUCUCGAUACAGGGUAUGGAGAAUGCUUGCUUGAUGAGCCUACAUCUAAACCAUACACUCUGCCUCAACAACUUCCGGGUCGCAUUUAUAGUGUUAAUAAACAAUGUGAAUUUAUUUUUGGACCCGGAACUCAGGUGUGCCCGUAUAUGACACAAUGCAGGCGACUUUGGUGCUCAAGCCCAGAAGGAGCUCAGAAGGGUUGCCGUACUCAACACAUGCCUUGGGCUGAUGGAACUGAAUGUGCAUCUGGGAAACAUUGCAAGCAUGGCCUGUGCAUUGCUAGGGAGCAUGAAGCUACAGCAGUUGAUGGAGCGUGGGGAGUCUGGAGUCCUUUUGGAACAUGUUCCAGGACCUGUGGGGGUGGCAUCAAAAUUGCAGUGAGAGAGUGCAACAGACCUGUACCGAAAAAUGGUGGAAAAUACUGCCUCGGUCGAAGGAUGAAGUUUCGAUCAUGCAACUCUGACCCUUGUUCCAAGUUAAAGAAAGACUUCCGAGAGGAGCAGUGUGAAGCCUUCGAUGGAAAGCAUUUUAACAUUAAUGGUCUACCUCCAAAUGUACGCUGGGUUCCCAAGUACAGCGGACUUUUAAUGAAAGACCGCUGCAAACUCUUUUGCAGAGUUGCUGGGAGCACAGCCUAUUAUCAGCUCAGGGACAGCGUUAUCGACGGUACUCCAUGUGGUCCUGAUACUAAUGAUAUCUGCGUACAGGGUCUUUGUCGGCAAGCUGGAUGCGACCAUGUGCUAAACUCAAAAGCACGAAGAGAUAAAUGUGGUGUAUGUGGUGGUGAUAAUUCUUCUUGUAAAACAGUGUCAGGCACAUUUAAUACAGUUAGUUACGGAUAUAACAUUGUUGUACGUAUUCCAAGUGGUGCUACAAAUGUUGAUGUGCGCCAGCACAGCUACUCAGGAAAACCGGAAGAUGACAACUACCUUGCUUUUUCCAACAGCCGUGGAGAAUUUCUUCUAAACGGAGAGUUUGUUGUUAGCAUGUUUAAAAGGGAAGUUAAAGUAGGAAACACCUUAAUAGAAUACAGCGGUUCCGACCACGAAAUAGAACGAAUCAACUGCACGGAUCGCAUUGACGAAGAAAUUACAGUUCAGGUUUUAUCAGUGGGAAAUUUAUACAACCCUGAUGUACGAUACUCGUUCAAUAUUCCCAUUGAGGACAAACCGCAGAAGUUCUUCUGGGAUCCAUAUGGUCCUUGGCAGGAGUGCAGCAAGCGUUGCCAAGGUGAACGCAAGAGAAGACCUCUUUGUAGCAGAGAGUCUGAUCGUGUGGUAGUUUCUGAUCAAAGAUGUUUAGGAUCUCUCCACCCUCCUCUGGUAACUGAGCCUUGUAACACAGAAUGUGAAAUCAGGUGGCACAUAGCAAGGAAAAAUGAGUGCACAGCUCAGUGUGGACCUGGUUAUAGGACUCGAGAAAUCUACUGUGCAAAGCACAGCCGGUCAGAAGAGAAAACAGAAAAGAUAGAUGACCGAUACUGUAGCAAUCAACGCAAGCCAGAUGAAACGGAAGCAUGCCAGGGGGAAUGUAACGUAGGAGGCUGGCGGUAUUCUUCUUGGACAGAAUGCUCCAAAAGCUGUGGUGGUGGUACCCAAAGAAGGGGUGCCGUGUGUGUUAGUUCUCUGGGGUCAGUCCUUGAUGACAGCAAGUGCAGUCAGCAGAAUAAGCUUGUUACCCAGAAGUGCAAUGAAUUUGUGUGCCCACAGUGGAAAACAGGUGACUGGUCAGAGUGUCUUGUGACCUGUGGGAAAGGGUACAAACAUCGGCAGACCUGGUGUCAGUUUGGAGAGGACAGGUUAGAUGACCGACUGUGCGACUCUUCAUCUAAACCAGUAUCCAUGCAAACCUGUCAACAACAGGAGUGCGCAGCGUGGCAGGUUGGACCAUGGGGGCAGUGCACAACCACAUGUGGCCCGGGCUACCAAAUGAGAGCAGUUAAAUGUGUUGUAGGAUCAUAUGGUUCUGUCAUGGAUGACACUGAAUGCAAUGCAGCUACAAGACCAACAGAUACUCAGGACUGUGAAAUGACUGUGUGUCCCGCUGCACAACCAGUUGUUCCAGAAUCAAAACUACCAUCACAUGGGGGCCACAGAACCCAGUGGAGAUACGGAUCCUGGACCCCAUGCACUGCCACGUGUGGGAAAGGCACCAGAAUGCGGUAUGUCAGCUGCAGGGACAAUCAGGGUGGAGUAGCUGAGGAGUCGGCUUGUUCCCAUCUUACUAAGCCCCCUGCCAGAGAGGUGUGCUCUGUUUCAUCUUGUGGACAGUGGAAGACGCUUGAAUGGACCUUGUGCUCUGUGAGCUGUGGUCAGGGGAAGACGACAAGGCAAGUGGUCUGUGUGAAUUUCAGCGAUCAGGUUGUUGACGUGAGCGAAUGCGACCCAGACGAUCGUCCAGCAUCCGAACAGGAAUGUGCCAUGUCUCAGUGUCCCCCUCACUCUGACCAGGGGAGAUUACCCACUCAUCGACCCCCGGGCCGUGCGUAUCCCCCAGGAGCCCACCAAUGGAGAAUAGGACCUUGGGGAGCAUGUUCCAGUACUUGUGCUGGAGGGUUCCAGCGGCGUGCUGUUGUGUGUCAAGAUGAAAAUGGCUAUGCAGCAAGUUACUGUGAUGACAGGACUAAGCCAGUGGAGCAGCGAUCGUGUGAAUCUGGUCCAUGCCCUCAGUGGGUCUAUGGUAACUGGGGAGAGUGUACGAAGUCAUGUGGUGGCGGAGUCAAGACCAGACUGGUUGUGUGUCAGCGGCCCAAUGGGGAGCGAUUUAAUGAUCUGAACUGUGAAAUUCUUGACAAACCUCCAGAUCGUGAGCAGUGCACUUCUCAGGCUUGUCCUCCAGAUGCAGUCUGGAACACCGGUCCUUGGAGUUCGUGUUCAGUUUCUUGUGGGAAAGGACACAAACACCGCACUGUUUCCUGCAUGACCAAAGAAGGCAAACGAGUGGUAGAUGACAGUUGUAAACAUCUUCCAAAACCAAACGUGCGAAGAAAAUGCAGAGGGGGAAGGUGUCCGAAAUGGAAAACGGGAAACUGGGGACAGUGCACAUUAACGUGUGGGAGAGGAACGCAGCAGCGAGAGGUAUCCUGUCAGAUUGGAAACCAAAAGACUUCAGGAGAGACUGAGUGUACCCAGUCGGCCAGACCCCCGUCCAUCCAGCCUUGUCAGGCAAUGGAGUGUCCUGUGGUUUACAGCUGGAAAGCAGAGGAAUGGCAAGAAUGCUCUAAAACAUGUAGCUCUGGAACCAAAUAUCGGAAGGUGGUUUGCCAUGAUGACAGCAAGAAAGAAGUGAACGAGAUUUACUGCAAUACUGACAAGAGACCUGCUGACUUAGAGAGCUGCAAUACCCACCCGUGUGACUUUAUCUGGAUUACAGGCGCAUGGUCAGAGUGUUCGGUCAGUUGUGGCCAAGGAUACCAGAGAAGACUUGCUUCUUGCAGUGAAGUUUACAGUGCUAAGGACCAAUAUGAAUAUGGGUAUCAGGCCACGUCCAAUUGCCCUGGUACUCCACCGACCAGCGUUCAGGCCUGUAACCCUGGGGAGUGCUCUGCACCUGAAUCCUGGAGAGUAGGAGACUGGGGACUUUGCUCAGCAACCUGCGGAGAAGGUGUGAUGCAGAGGACAGUCCAGUGUUUAACAGCCGAUGACCAAACCAGCAAUCGAUGUCAGUUAAGCACUCGACCAGAGGAAAGCAGAGUGUGUCAAAACCAUAACUGUGAAUUACCCAAGAGCUGCAGCGACAUACAAAGACUAAAAGGGUUUCUUGAAGAUGGUGAACACUUGCUGAAUAUUCAAGGAAAAGCUGUGAAGAUUUAUUGUGCUGGAAUGCAGACAGAAAGUCCAAGGGAGUAUAUAACGCUUGUGAUCGGUGAUGCUGAGAAUUUCUCUGAAGUAUUUGGCUUUAGACUCAACAAUCCCACUGAGUGCCCCUACAAUGGAAGCAGGCGGGAAGACUGUAACUGCAGAAGAGAUUACACUGCAGCCGGAUUCUCCUCCUUCAGCAAAGUAAGGAUGGACCUCCACAAAAUGCAAAUAAUAACCACAGACUGGCAGUUUGCACAUACCCGGGAAGGUCACCAUGUUCCUUUUGCAACAGCUGGAGACUGCUACAGCGCUGCCAGGUGUCCUCAGGGUCGUUUCAGUAUCAACCUGUCUGGCACAGGGCUUCAGGUGGCUGAAGAAACUAAAUGGAUUUCUCAAGGGAAUUACGCUGUGGCUGAUAUACAAAAAUCAGCGGAUAGCAGCAGAGUGACAGGGAAAUGUGGAGGAUACUGUGGGAAAUGCACUCCUUUUUCUGGAACAGGUUUCCGUGUUGUAGCAGAAGGAGCUUUUUAAGUUCUGAUCUUCGGGAGGUGCUAAGGCAAAAUGAAGAUAAAAAUAUAUAUUACCUCUGGUGCCUGCAAUGUGUACAUAUUACAGUAUAUAUAGAAUGUAAAUAUUGUAUAUAUAUAUAUAUAUAUAUUUGAAAUUUAUUUAUUUGAUUUACAUAUUUUUAUUAUAAGUGAUAAGGUUGUAUUAAGUAUAUAUUUUUUUUCUUUUUGUUUACAUUGCAGUGUAAUGAUUUUACCAGUAAUUGCGCUGUUGUUAUAUUUUAACUGACAUUUUUAAGUGAAAAAGGAUAUAGGAAUUGUACGUUCUUUUUUUUUCUUUAAGAGGUCAAAUUACGCAGCAUUUAAAAUAACGUUUAUUAACACAAGAAUGUAUUUGUUAGGCACACUCAGUACAAUAGCAUGUGUCCUUUGCAGUAAAACACAUGGGAUUGCAUUACCUCCUCCUGAUACUAAAUAAACUCACCAGGAUGUGUUGUGUCAUCAAGCAAGCAUUGACUUGUGUUUACAGGACAGAAGGCCAUCAGCGGCAGACACUAAAACCCAUUUGAACUACAGAUUACGAUUUUGUAUUUUUAUCCUGAAGUUUUCUCUACAUUUGUUUUGGCAAGACCUUUCUUCUAGUUUUACCUCAGAGAGUUGGUUGAGUGUGAAGGGCUCUAAAUACACUGGCCUUGUAUUCCUGUGAAGUAAAUGCAGCACUUUGAUUGGUCUAUGAUGAUGACAUAACUUAUAAACUACAACAAAGGACAGAAGAGCUCUGGUGAAAAACACGUACCUUGUGCUUCAUUGUGAAGCGCCCUGACAACCACACUGACCUCCAAGGCAUCGAAACUUAAAACAAAAGGAAUCGUAGACCAUUAAAAAAGAAAGAUGACCAUUAGACUGAAAGAGAUGAAAGAAACUCAUGAAGGUUAAAGUGCUUGGAGCCAGGACAGCUGAGAGAAGUGUGACACAAAAUGUCUUGGAAGAUGAAAAGUUGACACUACAGGGAGAUCAGAGCCAGUCGUCUGUCUGUGCAUGAAAAGAUUCAGAGGAACAUCCAAUGCUUUGGAUUUAAUUAAGAAGCAUUUCUCAUCAAUUACCCUUCGGCUGCAGGAGAUAUGUCAUGGGUAAUGGGCAAUGGUCUUGAUAAAGUAGAAGUAAGAAGAAAAAGUUACUCCUGCACUCUAAUACUUAAGAUUAGGAAACAAGCAAGCAUGUUGAUAAGAAAACAAGCGCGGAAUUAACAAGUGGGGUAAUCUGUAUUCCCCCUGACAGCUUUUGAUUGAGCCUGUAGGCGGCCUUGUCGACCGGGCAGCCUCUGCCAAGUUCUGUUUAAUCUUGUGAACAUUUCCAGUCAUUAUAUCAAUGCCUGUUUGCUUGCACGCUCAACGCAACCUUAAUCAGAUUUCAAGCAUCACUAAAUAAACAGCAAGUUCAGUUUUUUUCCCAAAUCUCAGCCUUGAUGACGAUGGACAGAGAAGGAGAUGCUCUUAUAUCUCGUACUGUCAGGCUGAGAGGACCACAACAAAAGAAGAUUGCAAAACUACACCCUGUACCAGAGAUUUACCAGAGUGUUUGUUUCUGGGACUGUCAAACCCAAUAUUAAAUCUGAAUUAUAGCAUAGCUAUUGUCAUGUCAUUUUAAUGGAACUAUGGAUUUACUGUGUACUUUUUAAAUCAGUGUACCGUGCAGCCUUUGCAAUAGGUAAAAACGUUUGAAAUAUAUUACAUUAGUUUGUUUUGGCAGUUUGUCAGAACAGAUCUUAUUUUUAAUAUGUGUCUAUAUCCUGAGCACCCACGUACAUUAUGACAAAUUGGUUUGUUCACCAUGCAAAGAAAAAAAAGGAAGGCAUGGCCAUUACUUUCACAUUUUCAGGACACUUUUGAAAAAUGGUGCUAUGAAAUAUUUUCAUGUUUGAUAUUUUUUCGUAUUGUUUCCUUUUUAAGGUUCAAUGGUAACUAUUGCACAUUCUUCUUUUAUUAUUAUUAGUAGUAGUACAUUUGUAUUCAUUAGUACGUUUUGUUUUUGUUAAAGAAAAAUCUAGUCCAUAUAUCUUUAUUAACCCAUGUCAUAAGUAUUGUAAUGUUAGCAUGGAUGGUAGAACUAUCAAAGCAGAGGAGGACUGACAUAGUUUUAUAACAAUGUAUUAAAUCAUACCUUUGUUGCAAAAGCGCUUGAGUGAUAAAUCUUAGAAGAUAGCUCUAACAUCAGUCAGAAUAUUACUGAAGCUGAAAAAUCUGCUUCACAAUGUGAAUGCUAAACUAUGUACCUGUAACAAUUAUUAUUAUUAUUAUUUAUUUCUUAGCAGACACCCUUAUCCAGGGCGACUUACAGUUGUUACAAGAUACCACAUCAUUUUUACAUACAGUUACAUGAUUUUUUACAUACAAUUACCCAUUUAUACAGUUGGGUUUUUACUGGAGCAAUCUAGGUAAAGUACCUUGCUCAAGGGUACAGCAGCAGUGUCCCCCACUAGGGAUUGAACCCACGACCCUCUGGUCAGGAGCCCAGAGCCCUAACCACUACUCCACACUGCUGCCCGCGAUGCUGUCAGCCUGGUGUUUUGAUAUUGAAAUGUAUCUGUUUUUUAAAGAAAAAGGGAAACCCUAGAAAUACACUGCUAGCGUUUAACCAAGUAAAAUGACUUGCGCAUUAUUUCAAGAAACUGUUUUUUGUAUUCGUAUUUCUAAUUACUGAAGGAAAGGUUAACAAUAUUAGCAACUUUUCAUCAAGCCUUUGCAGACUUUCAGCCAUGAUUUUUGUAAAAAGAGUUUUGAAAAUUGAUAACUUGUUGUAGAAUGUUCUACUGAUUUUAUGCUCAAAGUAGGAUUGAAAACCAACCUUUUUUUAACAGUGUAUUUACAUAUUGUGUCUAAUUUACCUCAGUUGUAUAUAUCACAUGGCAUCUAGUUUCAGUAAACCUGUUACAAACCUCAGGGUUACUUUAAUACAUGACUAUUCCAAUAAGUAGGGAAGCUGCCAGGAAUAUGAGAGCCAAAGAUGAGUCGACAGUCAGAGCAAGGACUGACCCACUUAAAGUAAAUAUAUUUGUGAAUUAUAAUUUAUGUAAUGUCUUCCAGUGUAUUUUGUUUUACUUUGCCUUCAGCACGGAUAUAACAUGACCUGUAUGUGGCAAUUAACUAGUUUAUUCAUUGGUAUUAUAAAAAGGGAAAUUGAAAAGCAGUGGCCGUCUGUGUUUGACAACCUUUUGUGCUUUUUAAGGGUAACAUUGCUUUUUUUUUUUAAGCAGUGUCUAAACUGUGGUGCCUUUGUUGCACUUAAUUAUUUUAUCCUAUCACUUCAAAAAUAAGGGAAUUGAUUUAAUUGUUUAGAUUUCUGCUAAAUUUAAAAGUGAAAAGUGUAACGGAUGCAUUUUACUGUAAGUCUUUUUUUUCUAUCUAAAUGUUGUAUAUAAAUGUUAUCAUGUGUAACUAUGUACAGAAAAGAGUUUUACCUCUAUACUGGGCACUGUGUUAUAGGAAUCCUAAUAUUUACAUAUACAGUAUUUUCAAUCUGUACUUGUAGAUCACCUAGUUAUUCACUCUAUUGAUUCAGUUUCACUGUGUUGUAAUAUAUCAGUGCCACCUGUGUUAUCAAAUUCACAUGAUUACCCAUAUCAGAGCCAUGGUUUAUAUAUUAAUGGAAAUACAUUGCGUUUACUCUUAAAAGGAAACACAUGCGGUUGCUUCAGAACCUAUAGGUUUGGAAGUGUAUUAAUUAUGUUUAUGAUUUCUGCAUUUAAGCACACAUUUUAAUACUAAAUUAAUUCUGAGGUGUGUUACAUUUUUAAGUUAUUGGUUUGUAAAAACAAGAUCCUUUUUUGCCAGAUCUCUGAUUGUUAAACUAUGCACUGAAAGCUGUUUUGAUGACUAUUCACUGCUUAUCAAAUAAAUUAUUUUGAUACA